AUGAAUGUAAACAUUCAAAUGUUGGAGCGAGGAUGUGAGGCUCGGACUUGUACAUAUGAAGAGUAUAACAAAUGUGGCUGGCUCUAUCCAUUUCCUGUAUGGGAUGCAGAUCCAGAAGUAUGCAAUUAUACAUUAUCUCAAAUCAACUGUGUAGAGAAAGUGAAUUAUGCCUGCAAAUCCAAUCCCUAUGGAUAUUCAUAUUCAUCGUUCUGGGGAACAAAGAAGUAUGGAAGUAAGGUUGUUCUUGCAAGAGGAAUUGAAACGUCCAUCACAUAUCAAGAACAAUUCAAAAUGUGGGGAUGUGUUGCACCGACAUGUUCAUAUUCAGAGAUAGACAAAUGUACCCAACUUGAGCGUGACUUACCAGUUCGAACAUCAAGUGAAAAAAGAUGCAAACAACUCUUAUCAGGCCAAAGCUGUCUACAUAAAAUAAAUGAGGACUGCAAAUCAAGUCCAUAUGCAACAAGUACCCUUCGUACAAAAGGAAACGAAACCUUGGAACUAAUCGGCAGAAAAUCCACAACUGGGGAUGUUUAA
Molecule: messenger RNA, 537 nt
Organism: Saccostrea cuccullata (small rock oyster)
Lineage: Eukaryota; Metazoa; Mollusca; Bivalvia; Ostreida; Ostreidae
Exons: 5
Coding region: 1-537 (178 amino acids)
Source: RefSeq, a predicted model, not a curated record